AUGAGCGACUUAGUCAGCGACGACAGCAUCAAUAUUGCACCCAAGGAUGACAGAAACGGCUUGCUCGUACUUGUGCUGUGUGGGUUUGCAGAGGUCAACCACGCGCCCGUAGACGCCUGUGAUAUGGCAGCAGGGUUUACCUGGGAAGAUGCGCUGCAGACUGGCGAGCGUUUCCUUGAGCUUUGCCUCGCGUUCGGAUUCGGUAUAAGGACGUCAUGCUUACGAAUUUUCAACAAAACCAAACACACAAACGUGGUCAAACAGACAAAUGUGGCUUUGGAAUCGCGGACUACGGUAAUACAUUCAAUACUGCGUCUUCAAGUUGUACUCAGUCUUUGGCCAAGCAGAGAUGUAUUGAACCCUAUCGGUGUUGACAACGUGUUGAUGGUACAUGUUCAGUGGUAUUCAGUAGGGCGUAAAGGUGUCUCUGUAAUUUUGUACUUGAUUGGUAUGGCACGCAUGAUUGGUCAGGAACGCGUGAGGAACUUCACGACAAUGCAAGAAAACAAUUGUUCGAUGGAAUUAAGGCAGACAACAAGCAGAGGCAGAGAAGGAGAAUAUGAGAUAUCCGACGCUUUGAAAGCCAGAGCCAAUCAUCUGACUCAAAUUGGUGACAAGGAAGGUGCAGUCGCAGCGCAAAAACUUGCACUCGAGAAAACACCUGGCCUUACCUCAAGGAUAGAUAUUGUGCUCACUGUCAUCCGACUGGGAUUUUUCUUCGGCGAUAAUAGCCUCAUCACUGAGAACCUUCCCAGAGCAGAAAAUUCAUCGAGGAGAGUGUUUAUGACUGGUGGUGCACUUCUCCUUGACGCACUAUCGACAUUCACUGCCACUGAACUCACAACCUACAACGACUUCGUCGCUCUCAAGAAACGGCUCAUUACCGCACCAGAAGUUAUAUCCGUUUUGCCCGAAGUCCCGAUCCUUGGAGACCACUUAAACAACCUUUACGACUUUGCGCACCUUCAAUCUCGAAGGCCAAAUUUGCUCAGUGGUCUCGCGAACUCGGCGCAGACGGCCGUCUCAGGAUCCAAAACAAGCUCCAUUGCUGCGGAUAUUGCUCACCUUUCGUCGAAGCCACUAUCUCCCAAACCUGGCUCAGCAUGGCGAGUAUGGUUGUUAUCAUGGAUAAAUCACGCCAGUCAACUAGCAGAACAACAUGGCACCGAAAUUGCCUCCGACGUUGUAGCGUGGUCCCGCCAUCUUGGUUCUAUGACAUACAACUCUGGCGUUGUGAACGUGACGGGCACGACGUAUGCACCCUCCCAUGGCAGACUUUCGAUCAAUCCUAGUCUCGUUCGUUCCCACCAUGCUUCGUACACGAUCGUUUUUACUACCUGGUCUUCAUCAAGCUCUGUGAACAAUGUGAAAGUCAAAGAGGACGUCAACGAGGACGACCCGCGCAAACGGCGAGCGAGGACUUUGGGACAAUUGGGGCGAGGCACAUUUGGUCCUCCACCCAAGAACCACGGAUCUGAAUGUGCAAAUGCGAAGUCACAGAUUUUGCUGACAUGCCGGGGACGUCUUUGGCACGGCGUCCGCUGGGUGUGCGGGAGAGAACUGCGCUGGGCGGAUAUGGGGUGUUGGGCAUUUGAGACUGGGCGGGAGCGGGAUUUGGAGGAUGUGCAGGAGAGGCACGAGGCACGACGGGAGAUUUCAGGGAAGGGCGUCGAUGAGAAGGAGAAUCGCGUGAACGAGGAUCUAAGAAAGUGUGAUUUGGAGAGUCUGUGGUGGGAGUGGGUGCAGUUGAUUCCUGGAGGGAGAGUAGGUGGAAGAGAGAGCGAGGAAUGGGUGUUUGGGCAUAAGUUAUUCAGUUUUCGCCCGGGAGACAAAAUAAGUGGAGCGGGAGCGAGCCCCGGUACUAUGGAGAAAAAGUUACCUCCUCCUCCCCCUCUAAGCCACCAGAGUGAAGUUUUCGGGUAUAGCUCAAGCGGGUUUGGCCCGGGAGACGAACGGAGUGGAGCGGUAGCGAGCUAUAAACCUAUAGAAUAG
Messenger RNA from Suillus subalutaceus, 1992 nucleotides. RefSeq lists its product as uncharacterized. The transcript has 18 exons. Gene Ontology annotation, biological process: proteasome-mediated ubiquitin-dependent protein catabolic process. The coding region runs from base 1 to 1992 and encodes 663 amino acids. The record is from RefSeq and is a predicted model, not a curated record. Gene Ontology annotation, cellular component: proteasome regulatory particle. Lineage: Eukaryota; Fungi; Basidiomycota; Agaricomycetes; Boletales; Suillaceae.